AUGACAACUCUUUCUGUCUUCUUGGAUGUUCCUUUGGCCACGGCAGUAGAUUUUCCCUUAGAUGUCUUCAGGGAAGAUCCCUCACCCCAAAAAGUGUGCCUUGGACAUGCAGGAUGCCACACUGAUAAUGCUGAUGAGAUCUGGAUCCCACCAGUUGUGCAAAAGAUUCUGUUGCAAAUCCCUCAAGAUCCCACCUUGGAUCAUGAAUACAUCGGAGAACUGGGCAUCGUGGAGUUCACCAAAACAGCCAUGGAACUGGUGAUUGGCAAGAACAAUCAGGCUUUCUUAGACAACAGGGCAGGUGGUGUUCACACAAUAGGUGGGACAGGUGCUGUGUGGAUCGGAGCUGAAUUUUUGCACCGUUGGUACCGAACCAACCAUUCAACUCCAGCAAUUAUCUAUAUUGCCGAGCCACAACUGGGCACUCUUGGUUGCAUAUUCCAAGUUGCUGGCUUUGCAGAUAUUUGUUCUUACCGUUACUGGGAUCCCAUCAAGCUGUCAGUUGACAUAGACAUGUUUGUGGCAGAACUGCAGAAUGCCCCAGAAGGCUCCAUUAUAUUUCUGCAUGCUCCUGAAGAAAUUGGCUUGAAGCCCUCUGAAUGGAGAAGAGUUGCAUCAAUGAUGAAGAGAAGACAUCUUUUUCCCUUUUUUGAUGUCGCAGCUCAAGGAUUGGCUUCGGGAGACCUGGACAGAGAUGCCUGGGCAGUACGUCUCUUUGUAAACAAAGGCUUUGAGCUGUUCUGUGCUCAGUCUUUUUCUAAAACCUUUGGCUUAUAUGAUGAACGAGUGGGGAACCUCAUUGUGGUGACAACAGACAAUCAAACUCUGAUCCGAAUCCACUCACAGAUAGCUCGGCUAAUAACUGUGACAUGGUUGGGCCCCACCAGCUUAGGGGCACGAGUGAUUACAAUGGUACUGAACAGCCCUGCUCAUUUCUAUGAAUGGAAACAAAGUCUUCAGGCACUAGUAAAGAGGAUUAUGUUGAUUAGGGAAAAGUUGAAAGAGAAGUUGCGGAUUCUGGGAACACCAGGUUCCUGGGAGCAUCUUACAAGGCAGUCAGGAGUCCGUAGCUUUAUUGGAUUGAAUUCCUCCCAAGUGGAGUUCCUAGAGAAGCAUAAACAUAUCUAUCUUCUUGCUAAUGGGCAGAUCAACAUUUGCAGCAUUAACUCCAAGAAUUUGGGCUACAUAGCACAAAGCAUCCAUGAAGCCAUCUUGGUCACCACCCGCCAAAAUCCAAGCUAUCUCUGCAUAACGGCUCACCAAGAAUCUGAGAAGAGUUCUGCAGAUUUAUCAGAUUCUCCUUAA
Pseudonaja textilis is the source of this 1305-nucleotide messenger RNA. RefSeq names its product glutamic-oxaloacetic transaminase 1 like 1 (gene GOT1L1). Gene Ontology annotation, cellular component: cytosol. Gene Ontology annotation, biological process: L-aspartate biosynthetic process. The record is from RefSeq and is a predicted model, not a curated record. NCBI's taxonomy places the organism in Eukaryota, Metazoa, Chordata, Lepidosauria, Squamata, Elapidae. Gene Ontology annotation, molecular function: pyridoxal phosphate binding; L-aspartate:2-oxoglutarate transaminase activity.